Galdieria sulphuraria is the source of this 839-nucleotide messenger RNA. Its product is annotated as methyltransferase. NCBI's taxonomy places the organism in Eukaryota, Rhodophyta, Bangiophyceae, Galdieriales, Galdieriaceae. The transcript is spliced from 2 exons. Gene Ontology annotation, molecular function: tRNA binding; S-adenosylmethionine-dependent methyltransferase activity. Gene Ontology annotation, cellular component: nucleus; cytoplasm. Gene Ontology annotation, biological process: tRNA wobble uridine modification. The coding region runs from base 28 to 777 and encodes 249 amino acids. The record is from RefSeq and is a predicted model, not a curated record.
ACGCAACAUAUGGUUGUUUGACUAGAAAUGAAAGGAAUAACUUCACUUGGGUCAAAAUGGUUUGUAGAGUUUGAAAAGAAUAAUGUUCAUAAUGUAUAUGAUAGAAUAGCAGAACACUUCACGAAAACGAGAUAUAGAAUAUGGCCUGGUGUAGAGUUGUUUCUGAAACAGACAAGUCCUCUCGAUACUGUUUUGGAUGUUGGUUGUGGAAACGGAAAGAAUCUUAUCUCAUAUAGGAAUCUUUUCUGUAUUGGAAUCGAUAGGUGCGUUCCUCUUGUGAAAACUUGUAAACAACGUCAGUUGGAAACGGCUGUAGCGGAUAUUCUCGAAUUGCCUUUUCAAUCGGAAAAGUUUGAUAUCGUUUUGUGUAUAGCAGUUUUACAUCACUUGUGUACUCGAGAAAGACGAAUAUUAGCCAUACAAGAACUGGGAAGGGUCUUAAGACCAGGUGGAAGUUGUCUCUUAUAUGUUUGGGCAGCUAACGAAAAUGAUGGAAAAGAUGAGGUAAAGAAUACAAAAGCUAGAGAAAAGAUGAGAUUUUUAGAUGAAAACAAACAAGAAGCUCUGAUUCCUUGGGUUGUCAUCGACCACGAAAAGAAAGCAACUCAACUGGAGAAGAAUCUGAAACAACCUUCCACUUUUACUCUGGAAAGAUAUUAUCAUUUAUAUCGUCAAGGAGAGUUGGAAGAAGAAUGUCUGCAAAGUAAUUGUUUUCAUAUUCAACAUUCUUAUUAUGAACAGAGCAACUGGUGUGUGGUAUUAGAUAAGAAAUCUUAAACUUUUAGACUAUCAUUUAGUCAAUUUUCUUUUCUUUCUUCUAUAAAGUGACUUUUGCUUGG